Molecule: messenger RNA, 669 nt
Organism: Debaryomyces hansenii CBS767
Lineage: Eukaryota; Fungi; Ascomycota; Pichiomycetes; Serinales; Debaryomycetaceae
Gene: PGA33
Product: Pga33p
Exons: 1
Coding region: 1-669 (222 amino acids)
Source: RefSeq, a predicted model, not a curated record
AUGGGAGCCAUGGGUGGUAAUGUUGGUGGUGGUGCCGCUGGAGGAAAUGCUUCACCAACUACUACUACUGCGGUAAAUCCAAUACCUGCUGGUGCUGACACCACUGCUACCACUGCUACCACUGCUGCGGCUGAUGCUGAUACUACUCUAGCAGCUGGAGCUGAUACUGCAACCACCGGGACUGAUACAGCUAAGACUGGUACAACUGAUACAGCUAAGACUGGUACUACUGAUACAGCUAAGACUGGUACUACUGAUACCGCAACCACUAAAACUGGUGCUACUACCCCAGCAGCUGCUGCAGGGGCUGAAUCUGCCACUGAUACCAAGGCUACCACAGCAACUACUCCAGCAGGUGCUGCUGCCACUGCUGCUACUGCUGCUGCUGCUUCUGACGAUGAUACUGCCACUGCUGCUGCUGCGGGAGGUGAAGCAACUGAAGCCCCUACAAGUACCAGUUUCGUUUCCCAUAGAGUUCUCCGCUCUACUGCUUCAAGUACAAAACAAAGUGAAGCCACCAACUCUGGUUCUGGUUCUGACUCUAGUUCGGGCUCCAGCUCCAGUUCUGGCUCUUCUGGUGCAGGUUCCUUGAAGUUGAAUAAAUGCAACUUUUUUAUGGGCUUAAGUUUAGCCAUGUUCUUUGGAAGCGGCUUGACUAUCUUGGCUUGA